UAUAGAUAUCUGAUAGUGAUCACCAUUCGCUUUUUUUUGUUUGUCUGGAGUCACGGUUGUAUUUUCGCUAUCGUUUCGUCACCCAGUCAAUGGGGGACAACCGUUGGAAAUAGGUCAUGCCAGUCCCACGCGUUCCGGUAUGGUACCGCCGAUUUGCGAUAUUUCAUUCGACGACAACUCGUACGGUGUUUUUCUCGCAGGACAAUCUAUCGCCGGUCAGGUGGAGGUUAGCGUUCCGAAGGUGAAACGAGUGAAAAGUGUCUACCUAAAGAUAAGUGGACAGGCCACCGUCAAAUGGGCGGAAAGCAGAGGCACUGGUGCCAGCGUGAUCUACAGUGGCCGCGAGGAAUAUAUCAAUCACACGGUGGUGCUGCUUGGAUCCGAUACAGAGGAGGAAGUGGAGCUGAAGGAGGGGUCACGUUCGUUUAAAUUCACCUAUAAACUGCCGCCAAGUUGCCCAACAUCGUUUGAGGGAGAUUUCGGAUACAUACGGUACACAAUCCGCAUUGUGUUCGAAAGACCGUGGAAGUACGAUUUAACGUACAAGAUAGCAUUCACAGUGGUAAACCAGCUGGAUUUGAAUAAGAUUUCACCACCUUUGAACGUUGCUACCGUGCUGGAAAAUAUGAAACAGUUCAGCUGUGGACCCUGCAGAUCGGCACCAAUGAUCAUGACAGUAUUCAUUCCAAUGACUGGCUAUGUACCGGGCCAGUUGAUCCUAGUUACAGUUGAUGUUAUGAACAAAAGUAAGAAGGACAUCAGUGAGAUCAAGCUAAAACUUCGCCGGCAGGUGAAGUACGUUAGCCAGGCACCAAGUGAAAGGACCAAAGACGUAUUCUCUACUCUAGUUAAGUACCAGUGCAGUGGUGUAGAUCGAAAUAAAUCAGCCGGUUACGAAAGACGGCUGCUUAUUCCGCCUGAACCACCCUCACGAUCAACAAACAUAAUUCGAAUCGAAUAUUUUAUAGAAGUCACUGCCAAAGUCCCAGGGCUGUACGUAUGUCCUAGGGUCAAAAUUCCAAUCACGAUUGGUACAGUUCCGUUGAUCAAUCUCAACAAAUCCCAGGAGCAAUCAUCAGUCGUCGAUGGUCAGCUGAGGGGUUCCGGGUCAACGGCAAAUUGUUCAGCACAGUUCCUGUCCAGCAGCGUUCAAUCGCUUAAAAUACCCCACAGCUUCGAGGAAUCGUUGAGCCGGGCGGCGAUUAACAUUCACGAGGACGGCGAACACCAGACACUGGGAGCGAAACCUUUCACCCCACGUUAUCCGGUUUACAAGUUCGAGCAGCAACGGGUGGACAAUAGCUCAGUAGCAGCGUCCAGCCUAGCCGGCUAGCUGAAAGUGUUGCGAAACCACGGAAGGUGAUGUUAAUGGAAUAACUACGUUGUGACACUUAUCGGAGAAAAUGAAAAUAAAAAUUAUACAUAGAAACACUAUCUUCUUGCUGGUUCUUAUCGGGUUUGUUGGUAUGUUUGGUAAUGAAAUUCUGUUCGCCAAUUCGAAGUGUUCACAAGACAGUUAGGAGU
Molecule: messenger RNA, 1524 nt
Organism: Topomyia yanbarensis
Lineage: Eukaryota; Metazoa; Arthropoda; Insecta; Diptera; Culicidae
Product: arrestin domain-containing protein 3-like
Exons: 2
Coding region: 140-1333 (397 amino acids)
Biological process (GO): protein transport
Cellular component (GO): cytoplasm
Source: RefSeq, a predicted model, not a curated record